AUGUUGAAGAAGAGAAGAAGAGCUUUGAAGAAAAGGACUUGGAUACAGAAAAGGAAUUGUCUGAGAAAGAUUGGUAUAGAGGAUCCUAUUGUGUUCCUGAUCUCUAACUUUGAGCUCGGCAACUAUGAUUUAAAUCUGCUGCAGGAGAGAAUGGAGCAAGAGCUUCCACAGCAUAAGAGACGUGUGCUGAUGUUGGCUUUGCCGAAUAUCACACUGGAGAUCAAUGAGAAAAAGAAGAAAGCUCUAGAGGAAAACAUUGGAAAAGUUGCCUUACUGUCUGCUUUGGUGGCUUCAGUCCCUAUUCCUGGUCUUUCAGUUAUUGCGGAUUUAGCCAUUGUAACUAGAGAGAUAGAAACAUACUACAGUACCUUUGGUCUAGAUGAUCCAUCCCUGCAGAAGCUCUGUGAAAGAUCUGGGAAGACCAUUGAGGAAUUCAAAAGUCUUAUGAAAUCGCCACUGAGUGGUGGGAUAAACCCAGCUUCAAUAUUAUCCUUAGCAGGUGCUGCAUCUCUGGUUGUGGCUGAAAACACAGUUGAGUAUGCUGUGAGUCUCGUACCCCUUCUUGGCACUCUGGUGGCAGGAGGAAUGUCCUAUAUGACAGUCUCAACAAUGCUGAAGAGAGCUCUGAAUGACAUAGCAGAAGAUGCCAGAAACGUGCUAAUGGCGUCAGUGCAGACUGAAGUGUAAACACAGAAUGACAUAUAAAUUAUGUGUAUUCAAGUAGCAGCUGCUUUGAUUCAAACUUACAGCAAAUUUCUGUUAGUUCACUAAAUGUGGUCUUGUAUUUCUUUUACUUGGUUCUUUUGUUUUAUUUCUUUAACUGAAAUGUACCUUCCCCUUGGAGAAAAAAAAAUGCAGCAUCAUAAUCUCUGUUGCUACACUCAUGAUACAUUACAUUAAAAACACUUUGGGA
Cyprinus carpio (common carp) is the source of this 913-nucleotide messenger RNA. RefSeq names its product interferon-inducible GTPase 5-like. Gene Ontology annotation, cellular component: membrane. The coding region runs from base 1 to 687 and encodes 228 amino acids. NCBI's taxonomy places the organism in Eukaryota, Metazoa, Chordata, Actinopteri, Cypriniformes, Cyprinidae. The transcript has 2 exons. Gene Ontology annotation, molecular function: GTP binding. The record is from RefSeq and is a predicted model, not a curated record.